GGAGUUGCACAGUGUUCCUGUUGAUUCACAUGUGAGCUCUUGGGCGAUGUGAAUACUGUAAGCAGUCUUGUGAAAGUAGGAAUUACAUUCAGUUAACCUAAUUUGCAGGCAUGGGGCGGCUGAGAAAGAAACACAACUGGAAGGCGAGGGAGCAAAACACAGCAGCUCUUAAACCUGCUGGAGACCUGAAGAGUGAAGUCCUGCUGGAGUUAGACAAGUCCACCAUGCUGAAGGGAGUGGAUGAAAGUAACACACUGGUUCUCCCAGGCACCAAAGCGAAGAAGAAGAAGGUAGAGCAACCUGUCCUGAAGAAGAAACCUCUGACCAAAAAACAGAGAAAGAAUCUGCAGAAAGUUCUGGAGCAGAAAAAGAAAAAAGCUCAUCGAGCAGAGAUCUUGGAUAAAUUGGCAGAAGUUCAGCUGCCAGAAUCUGAACUGAAGCUGUUGUACACAACCUCCAAACUGGGCAUUGGAGACAAACUUUAUCAAGCUAAAGAAAUUCAUGUUGAAGGUAUGGAUGAUGGUUCACCACCAGUCAAAAUCAGCAGUCUUAGUGGUGUGAAAAGGAAGAGAAAAUUGGAGGACGAUGAAAGCGAAGAACCAGACUCUUCUAAGGAGGAGACAAGCAGCAUGUUGGACUCUUCUUCUGAGGAAGAGGGGGAUGAGGAAGGAGAUGAGGUUUCAGAAAAAGCAGCACCUGUCGUAAAGGAGGACCAAGAAGAGGAGGCAGAAACGAAAGUGGAGGAAGUAAAGGAGAAAAAGGAAGAUGAAAAACCAGUUGUGCACAAGAAAAAUGACUGUCAGCCAGCUGUGUUCAUUCCUGUGGACAGACUGCCAGAGAUCCAGGAGGCACGGCUGAAGCUGCCAGUGUUGGCCGAGGAGCAGGUGAUCAUGGAGGCAGUGAAGGAGAAUGAUUGUGUGGUGUUAUGUGGAGAGACUGGCAGUGGCAAAACCACACAGGUUCCCCAGUUCCUCUACGAGGCCGGAUAUGCAAGUGCCGGUGGUAUGAUUGGAGUGACUGAGCCUAGAAGAGUGGCGGCAGUCAGCAUGUCUCACCGUGUGGCCAGUGAGAUGAACCUCUCCACAGGGGUGGUGUCUUAUCAGAUCAGAUAUGAAGGCAAUGUGACAAAAGACACCAAGAUCAAGUUCAUGACUGAUGGGGUCUUGCUGAAAGAAAUUCAAAAGGAUUUCCUGUUGCAGAAAUACAGUGUGAUAAUAAUUGACGAGGCUCACGAGCGCAGUGUCUACACGGACAUCCUCAUUGGCCUGCUCUCGCGGAUUGUGCCACUCCGCAAUAAGAAAAGUUUGCCCAUGAAACUACUAAUCAUGUCUGCUACGCUGCGAGUGGAAGACUUUACUGAGAACAAGAGACUGUUUCGUACUCCUCCACCAGUCAUAAAGGUAGAGGCUCGUCAGUUCCCAGUCACGGUUCACUUCAACAAGCGCACACCAAUUGAGGAUUACGUAGCAGAGGCCUUUCGCAAGACAUGCAAGAUUCAUCGCAUGCUACCACCAGGUGGUAUCCUGGUGUUUCUCACCGGCCAGGCAGAGGUGCACUGUAUGUGCAGGAGACUGAGGAAGGCUUUUCCUUAUAGACCCAACAACACGCAGAAUACAGAAACGGAGGAUACAUCAGAGGAGCUGAGAAAAUUUAAGAAGCAGAAACAGAAGAAAUCAGUGUUUCUUCCUCACAUAGAUCUGGAUAACUACUCUGCCCUACCUGUGCAUGAAGGGGAUGAAGAUCGCCAGGCUGGUAUUGAUGAUGACGAAGAUGCAGGCUCAGAUCUGGAUUUAGGCGAUAAACCCGAAGACACUGAGGAGAAGGCUGAUCCCUCCAUUCCUCUGUACGUGCUGCCACUUUACUCCCUGCUGGCACCUGAGCAGCAAGCUAAAGUGUUCCGUCCCACUCCUCCAGGUACUCGCUUGUGUGUGGUGGCCACCAAUGUGGCAGAGACGUCCCUCACUAUUCCAGGAAUCAAGUAUGUGGUUGACUGUGGUCGGGUGAAGAAGAGAUUUUAUGACAGAGUGACAGGAGUCUCUUCCUUUAAGGUCACCUGGACGUCACAGGCCUCAGCCAAUCAGAGAGCCGGAAGGGCAGGAAGAACAGAGGCAGGACAUUGCUAUAGGCUGUACUCGUCUGCGGUGUUUGGCGAUUUUAGCCAGUUCUCUGAGGCUGAAAUCACUCGUCGUCCUGUUGAUGAUCUUGUUUUGCAAAUGAAGGAUCUCAACAUUGAGAAGGUGGUGAAUUUUCCGUUCCCUACUCCACCCUCCUCUGAAGCACUGAUGUCUGCUGAACAGCUGCUUAUCUCUUUGGGUGCUCUAGAGACACCACCUCGUCAGGGGCGAAUGGUGGAUAUGGAGAAGGCUCGUUUAUCAUGUCCUAUAACCCCUCUGGGACGUGCCAUGGCAGCAUUUCCUGUUGCGCCACGUUAUGCUAAGAUGCUUGCACUUGGCCACCAGCAGGGCUGCAUGCCCUACAUUAUAACAAUAGUGGCAGCCAUGACUGUUAGAGAAAUCUUUGAAGAACUGAACAGUUUAGCGAGUAGUGAAGAAGGCUGUAUUAAGCUGGCUGGAAGAAAAGCACGCUUUAGUCAGAUGAGGAGGUUGUGGGCAGGCAAGGGCCAGUCUUUACUGUUGGGAGAUCUCAUGGUGAUGCUGGGUGCUGUCGGGGCUUGUGAGUUUGCUGGCUGUACACCAAAGUUCUGUGAAGAAAAUGGUCUUCGUUACAAAGCCAUGUUGGAGAUACGGCGGCUGCGGGGACAGCUCACGAAUGCAGUGAAUGGUGUGUGUUCUGAUGGGGGUGUGUGUGUGGACAACAAAAUGCCUCCUCCAACUGAAUCUCAGGUAGUGUGCCUGAGGCAGAUUGUGUUGGCUGGUUUAGGAGAUCAUCUAGCCAGACGAGUACAAGCUGAGGAGCUACUGGAUCCAAAGUGGAGAAAUGGUUAUAAGACUCCUCUGUUGGAUGAUCCUGUGUUUAUACAUCCAUCCUCUGCACUUCACAAAGAACUGCCUGAGUUCGUUAUCUACCAAGAAAUCAUGGAAACUACCAAAAUGUACAUGAGAGGAGUGUGUGCAGUGCAAGCUGAUUGGAUCCCAAAGCUCCUUCCCCAGUAUUGUCACUUCAGUGGACCAGAACAAAGCCCUGCCCCAUGGUACUGCCCUGUCAGUGGCAAAGUGAAGUGUCAACAACAGAGCACCUUCUUCAGAGUUGGAUGGAAGCUUCCUGCCAUUGAGAUGGAUCAUCCUGAAGGCCUUGAGCGAUACAAACUGUUUGCCAAGUUCCUGCUGGAAGGACAGGUGUGUCCCAAAUUGCAGCGAUACAGUACAUAUUUACUGACAACCCCUGCAACCAUGCUGAAGACUUGGGCCAAGCUGCAACCUCGAACAGAAAAUCUUUUGGGAACGUUAGUGUCCGACAAAGUGGACAACCGAGAUGCCUUACAGGCUGCAUGGAAGAAUAAUAAAAAAUUUCUCCUGUCAGUAUACUGUCAGUGGGUUCCAACGUCUCUUCAUGAAGAAGUUGCCAAGAGCUGGCCUCCUGUCUGACACAAACACGCUGCCUUAUCACCCAUCUGUGGAAACACUAGCGUGUUGCCCCUUUAAAACCUUAAGCCGAGCUGGUCUUUCGAGAUUCACACCUGCAUAAACACGAAUCUCAAGGCUGAAGAUUUUAUCAUGUCUCUCCAGAGACCGAUGGACAUUUUUACCAGCUUUAUAUAUUUAUUAAUGAACUCACUGUGGACUUGAGAUGAUGGAUGAAAUCUGUUGGAAUAUGGAACUUCUGUUCCUAUAUUUAAUCCUGAAAUGAAUAUCACCAUUGAAAGUAUGACUAGGCUUAAACUGGUUUAUCUUCCAUUUGGUUAUGUAGUCAUUAAGAGGUCAAAAACCAGAUUUGUGGGUUUCAAAUGGUUGUGAAAUAUCACAGAUAAUUGUCAUUCUAACAUGUUUUGUAUCCAGUAAGAAUGAGUCUUGUAUUAUAAGUGAGAGCCCGGUUUCUCUCUCUGGUUUAGUCAAAUACUUUCAAUGUUUCUUCUACAUUUAAAAAGGGAUGCUUGAGUCCAAAAUAAUUGUACUGUAAAGUGAUGCAUAAAGUUUUGCUUAUUUCAU
This is a messenger RNA of Neoarius graeffei (lesser salmon catfish), 4106 nucleotides long. It is a transcript of the gene dhx37, whose product is annotated as DEAH (Asp-Glu-Ala-His) box polypeptide 37. Gene Ontology annotation, cellular component: intracellular anatomical structure; nucleolus. The coding region runs from base 111 to 3545 and encodes 1144 amino acids. The transcript is spliced from 28 exons. Gene Ontology annotation, molecular function: RNA binding; ATP binding. The record is from RefSeq and is a predicted model, not a curated record. Lineage: Eukaryota; Metazoa; Chordata; Actinopteri; Siluriformes; Ariidae. Gene Ontology annotation, biological process: maturation of SSU-rRNA from tricistronic rRNA transcript (SSU-rRNA, 5.8S rRNA, LSU-rRNA).